Messenger RNA from Cylicocyclus nassatus, 240 nucleotides. NCBI's taxonomy places the organism in Eukaryota, Metazoa, Nematoda, Chromadorea, Rhabditida, Strongylidae. The record is from the annotation of a GenBank genome assembly.
AUGUUUUUCCCAGUUUCUCGCACAGUUCUGGAAAACAUAGUGCUUUGCGCAUAUGGAGGUUUUGUGAAAGCUCGUAUGCGGCGCCUCACGGAUGACGAUAAACUGAACUUAGGGACGACAGUCGGAUACUGGUUGGGUGCCGCCGUAGCCGCAUCAUCCAUACGGGUCGGACUUGUACUCACAACUCGAGGAUGGCCUGAUCUCGAGAUGAGAACGAAGCUGCAAGAAGAGGCCUGCUAG